Messenger RNA from Caenorhabditis remanei, 411 nucleotides. RefSeq lists its product as uncharacterized. Bases 1 to 411 code for a protein of 136 amino acids. NCBI's taxonomy places the organism in Eukaryota, Metazoa, Nematoda, Chromadorea, Rhabditida, Rhabditidae. The record is from RefSeq and is a predicted model, not a curated record. The transcript has 2 exons.
AUGUUUAUGGAGUCGAGUAAGAGGAUGCUCAUGAAAUACGGGCGGUUCCCUAGAACGUUGAAUGAUGUGCUAGUGGUGUACAAAGAAACGGAUAUGGUACCAGCUGCAGCGAUUCGGUGUCAACUUGAAGUUGUUGAAGGACAGAUAACACAACUCAAAAAAGGUAUUGAAAAUUUGGAGGAUGAGAUUUCGGGGAGAGGGAUUCCGUGGGAGUUUUACAGUAGAUUAGGAAACAAUUCUGAUGACGUCACUCCAGAAUCCAAAACUCCAGAAUCAGAAUCCAACGAGGAAGUAAUUCUUAACAACUCUUCCAACUACGGUUUCUCUCGUUCCCAGUUGCUCGCUGCCUUCUCAUUGGCUCUUUUCUUGGCUCUUUUUGUGAUUUUUGAUCUUCCUUCAUUGGUUUUUUAA